UGACCGUCCCUUCUCCGAGGACCCCCCUCAGCGCCCAGCACACCCCGCAGCUCCCCUGAAUGACGGGCGGACGCUUUGAUUUCGACGAUGGCGGCACUUAUUGCGGUGGCUGGGAGGAUGGCAAAGCUCACGGGCACGGCAUUUGUACGGGCCCCAAGGGGCAAGGGGAGUACUCGGGCUCCUGGUCCCACGGCUUCGAGGUAGUCGGGGUUUACACCUGGCCCAGCGGCAAUACCUAUCUGGGCUACUGGGCGCAGGGCAAGAGGCAUGGGCUGGGCGUGGAGACCAAGGGCAGGUGGACGUACCGUGGCGAGUGGUCCCAUGGUUUCAAGGGACGAUACGGGGUCCGGCAGAGCCUAUGCACCCCGGCCAGGUACGAGGGGACGUGGAGCAACGGGCUGCAGGACGGGUACGGCAUCGAAACCUAUGGAGAUGGAGGUACCUACCAAGGUCAAUGGAUGGGAGGCAUGAGACACGGAUAUGGUGUACGGCAAAGUGUACCCUAUGGCAUGGCUACAGUGAUCCGUUCACCUCUUCGAACCUCUCUGUCUUCACUACGCAGUGAACAGAGCAAUGGCACAGUGCUCCAUGACAUUGGAGCUGACAGCCCUGCAGGAACUCGCGGAGGAUUUGUGUUGAAUUUUCACAGUGACUCCGAGCUCAUGACCAGUAAGAAAAAAGGUUUGUUCAGAAGAGGAUCGCUGUUGGGUAGCAUAAAGCUACGAAAGUCCGAGUCCAAGAUCUCAAUAUCUAGCAAACGUAGCUCUGUGAGAAGCGAUGCGACUAUGAGUAGAAUAAGCUCCAGCGAUGCAAAUUCAACGAUUAGCUUUGGAGAUGUAGACUCUGAUUAUUGUCCUGUAGAAGAUCACGUAGAUGCCACAACCACAGAAACCUACAUGGGGGAAUGGAAGAAUGACAAACGCACUGGAUUUGGAGUAAGUGAGCGUUCAAAUGGAAUGAAGUAUGAGGGCGAAUGGCUGAACAACAGGAGGCAUGGAUAUGGAUGUACCAUAUUCCCAGAAGGCACGAAAGAAGAGGGGAAGUAUAAAAACAAUGUUUUAGUGCGAGGAAUAAGAAAACAGCUUAUCCCGAUAAAGAACACAAAAACAAAAGAAAAAGUAGACCGGGCCAUUGAAGGCGCUCAAAGAGCAGCGGCUGUAGCAAGGACAAAAGUUGAGAUAGCAGCCUCCAGGACAGCACAUGCACGUGCAAAAGGUGAUGCAGCUGACCAAGCAAGUCAAGCAGCACGGCAAGAAUCGGAUAUUGCAAGAGCAGUAGCAAGAGAGCUGUCCCCAAACUUCCACCAGCCAGGACCGGAUUAUAUCAGGCAAAAGUUUCAAGAAGUUGUAGAGGUUAAAGAGAAUGUUGAGGAAAAGUUGCCUAGGAAAUCUCCAUCUCCAAAAGAGUCUCCACAUUUUUACAGGAAAGGAACAACUCCUCCAAGAACACCAGAAGAAAAAUUGAAAGAACCGUUGCAGCCUCCUCGUCAGCAUGAUUUAAAGAGAACAUAUUCUAACUCUGUUGUGGUACCACCUGCCAAUCUUGAAAGAAAAUGCACAUCGAUUGAAAAUCUACCUAUUUCUUCCAUUAAACCUGUACCUUCUAAAGCUUCUGUGAAAGAGGUCAUUUCUAAACCAUCACCAAAGGCUUCCUUUGGCCACAAUCCAAGCAGCACAGGGAAUGGAGAACUACAUGACGACUUUCACAACUACUAUGUGGACGCACCAAUGCCUUCAAUUGUUAAAGAAGACUCGUACCUCAAAAAAUCAACAGUUUCAAAUGUGCUGCCACCCCAGAAGCAAAGUCCCAAGAAGCCACUGACAAAGCCAGAAGCCAAAGAAAGCCCACCUGAUCCAAAAGUUAAGAAGUUGGAGCAAGUGGCACCAAAGAAUGAAGCCAAUACAAAUUCUGCUUCUCGAGCUGUAAAUGAAAUAAACUCCAGACCCAAUUCAAUCAUGAUUGCCUUGGUGAUGCUUUUAAAUGUUGGGCUAGCUAUACUUUUUGUCCAUUUUCUUACCUGAUUGCUGCUGGUACAGUAACGUUCGGAUCACCGGAGAUGUUGGCGCACAAUUCCUGUUGUUUGUGUCAUAAGCUGUUUUUAUGGCACUUGUCAUAUACAGAGACAGGAAUGAGAAAGCUUGGGUUUCAGCUUGACAAGAGAGAUAGUUGAAACUUUAAAACAAAAAAUGUACAUGUCUAAGCCUGUGGGCGUCUCUGAUCUCUGGGUAGUGAUUCUUGGGCGCCACAGAACGAGGAGAUCAGAUGCCAUGUUUGAAGACACAAAUCUGCUGAAACAGCCUAGUCAGUGAAGAUGGCCGCUGUACCUGUCCCAGCAGAGUGUGAUUGAACUGGAAAUGUACAGAGCAGCACUUUCUGUUGACGGAAGCUAACAGCUGCCUUACUAUUUUACUGUCCUGACGUUUAUAGAGUGGAGAUAGAAGAGUCAGUGCCAGCAGAAUGUGCUCAGAGGAUUCAGUUGCUGUGGAUGCAGUUCCAAAGUUUGCUUCUAUCUCCGAAGAAAUAGUUAGCAGCAUCACUCACCAGUCUUAUUCCAUUACCGGCUGCUUUUAACAUCUCCUGCAGGGUUUUGGAAGAUAGUGUUUAAUUUGCUUGUGCUUGAAGGCUAAUUUCUCUGUUCUAGUAGACCUUUAUGGAUAGCCAUAAUUGUUCUACCUUAUUACAGGGUUAACA
Molecule: messenger RNA, 2691 nt
Organism: Nanorana parkeri
Lineage: Eukaryota; Metazoa; Chordata; Amphibia; Anura; Dicroglossidae
Gene: JPH1
Product: junctophilin 1
Exons: 6
Coding region: 60-2021 (653 amino acids)
Cellular component (GO): plasma membrane; endoplasmic reticulum membrane; junctional membrane complex
Source: RefSeq, a predicted model, not a curated record